AUGGCUUCCUCACUCUUUUCUCUUCUCUUCUUCAUCUUCUCUCUACAACUCCUCUCUCUUUCUCCCACCCUUUCCACAUCCCGCCACCUCCUCCAUGAUCAUCCCACCCACCACCCUCAACCACCGUCCUUCACCGUGCCUCUCAAACACGUCGAUUCCGGCAAAAACCUCACAAAGUUUCAGCGUUUACAACGUGGUGUAAUGAGGGGUAACCUCCGGUUAGAAAGACUUAUCAAUAACAUGAUGGCGAGUUUAUCUGUUGAUUCGAGUUCCAAAGUAACAUCACCGGUUCACGCUGGAAACGGAGAGUUCUUGAUGAAUCUGGCUAUCGGAACUCCACCGGAAACUUAUUCCGCCAUCAUGGAUACUGGUAGCGAUCUUAUUUGGACCCAAUGCAAACCAUGCACCAAAUGUUUUGAUGCUCCAACGCCCGUUUUUGAUCCGGAAAAGUCAUCGUCUUUCUCAAAAGUUUCGUGUACGAAUAGUUUAUGUAAGGCUUUGCCCACUUCGGAAUGUGCAGCAGAUGGGUGCGAGUAUUUGUAUUCUUAUGGAGAUUACUCAUCGAGCCAAGGGAUUUUGGCGAAAGAAACGUUUACGUUUGAUAAGGUGACGGUGCCGGAAUUAGGGUUUGGUUGUGGGGAAGAUAAUGAAGGCAGUGGGUUCGAUCAAGGUGGUGGGUUAGUAGGGUUAGGAAGGGGGCCAUUGUCGUUGGUUUCACAGCUCAAAAAAUCGAAAUUUUCUUAUUGCUUGACCUCUAUUGAUGAUGAUGAUCCAUCAUCUGGAAACCCUACCAGUACUCUUGUAAUGGGGUCUUUAGUGAGCCAAAUUUCAAAUGAUAGUGUUCUAACCACGCCAUUACUCAAAAACCCAUCACAACCAUCGUUUUAUUACCUUUCACUCCAAGGGAUUUCCGUCGGAAAAGUUGAUUUGCCGAUCAAGAAAUCAACUUUUGCGAUCAAUGCAGAUGGGAGUGGCGGACUGAUCAUCGAUUCCGGUACCACCAUCACGUAUCUUGAAGAAUCGGCUUUCGAAUUGGUGAAGAAGGAGUUUGUUUCUCAAACGAAACUGAAGGUGGAUAACUCGGAUUCAACUGGUCUGGAUUUGUGUUUUGAGUUGCCGGAAAAUGAUGGGUCUGGAGAGAUGAAGAUCGAGAUUCCGAAGCUGGUUUUUCAUUUCGAAGAUGCGAAGUUGGAUCUGCCGGGGGAAAACUACAUGAUCGGAGAUUUGAAUGCGGGAGUGGUGUGUUUGGCGAUGGGAAGUUCGAGUGGGAUAUCGAUAUUUGGGAAUAUACAGCAGCAGAAUAUGAUGGUGGUUCAUGAUCUUGACAAGGAGACGUUGUCGUUUAUUCCAACUAAAUGUGAUCAGUUAUAAUCUUCUAUUUUCAAGAUUUGUAUGUAAUUGUUUUGUUUUGUUUUUUUGGUUUUUAAGAAAACCAAAAUCAGUUUACAGAAUAUCGUCUGGUACCAUGAAUAUCAUGAA
Molecule: messenger RNA, 1479 nt
Organism: Cynara cardunculus var. scolymus (artichoke)
Lineage: Eukaryota; Viridiplantae; Streptophyta; Magnoliopsida; Asterales; Asteraceae
Product: aspartic proteinase nepenthesin-1
Exons: 1
Coding region: 1-1371 (456 amino acids)
Biological process (GO): proteolysis
Cellular component (GO): extracellular region
Molecular function (GO): aspartic-type endopeptidase activity
Source: RefSeq, a predicted model, not a curated record